AUGAAGCAACCUGUGCAAGAACCUGAAAGCGAAAGUACUAAGCAAACGAAUGUUGAUUCCUCAAAUAAUCUUUCUUCUCAGAAGGGUAUAAAGAAGAUUCGAAAGCCUCAAUUUAAUAGGAAAGGCCUAUUGUUUCAUGAAGUAUAUGUUCUUGUCUCACCCGCAUCGCAUAAACGUCAAGCACUUGAUAUGGCUCAGAAGUUACAAAAGAAGAAACGGAAGAGUGCGGUUCAAUUUGAAAUAUUUACGGUCGAAACUGAUCAUGACGGUGAUAGUGAAAGAUCAGACAUUCGCAUAGAAGAUUCUGUUAUUGGAUCACCUCAAAGGGAUUCUCCUCAAGUCGAAUUUCGAGCUUUACCACCAAUUUCAUCACCCAUUACAACUUCAGUUCCAGUUUCGACCAUCUCACCAACAUAUUCUACUAUCAUGCAUGAAGCAAUUAUCACUCUCUUUUCUUCUCAAUCAACUGAGGCUCAGAUAAUGAUUCAUGACAAAGAACCUAAUAACGAUGAAAUCAUGGUGUCCUUUGCUGAUCUUCAAGUUGAUCCUGGGGAGGAGAAUGUUCCUGAUAACUUAAUCAUGUCAGGUAACCAGCUCAAGAUUCUCAACUCGAAAAUCCAUUCUCUUCUUCAAAUACAAGCAGAUACAGGAGGAAGGAAAUUUUUGACUGGCAUAGAGAGGGAAUAUUUGUUAAAAGCUCAAGAAAUUCGCUUUCUAAGCUUGGUUGAGGGCAUUGAGCAGAAACAAGCAGAAAGGUUAGUAAUUCAUUCCAAGAGCUUUGACUAUGAGAUUCAGAAGCUUUGUGACGUUGCAAAGGAACGUCAUGAUCUCUUUGUUGAACAAGUUUCUAAAAUGAAGGAGUCUGUGGAUCUCAAAAUUGUUGAACUCAAAUUUGAGUUGUCGAAAGAAGUUCAGAAAAUGGAGAAAAACUACACUUUGUUGCAUGGUAAAGUCGAUGUCAAUGUGACUGUUGUCACCAAGUUGGUUGAGUUUAAUUCUGAGUAUAUGAAUAAGCUUGAAGUCAAGUCAGAAAAGGAUUCUCAGGUGUUCAAGAAGAUGGAAAAAAGUGUUAUCAAGAAUCAAGGAGUCUAUUUCCAAGGUUGA
Messenger RNA from Lactuca virosa, 1104 nucleotides. The record is from the annotation of a GenBank genome assembly. NCBI's taxonomy places the organism in Eukaryota, Viridiplantae, Streptophyta, Magnoliopsida, Asterales, Asteraceae.